UUAAAAAUAACAAUUAAAAUGUUUCCGAAACUGUUUUACGUGUCGCUCGUGAUAUUUUUGGCUUAUUAUACGAAAAUCACAUCAUCGGAAUGUGUUGGACAAUUUUACGCCCAUCCGAGGGAGUGCUCUCUUUACUAUCAAUGUUCAAAGGGUUCUCUGAUCGAAAUGACUUGCCCGGAUGGAUUGCACUUCCUACCGACUUAUGAAAUUUGCGGUUACCCUGACGGAUCUUGUGAUAAUACGCCAUCAGACGCUACAGAAAAAUCUGAAGAGUCUCUUAUCAGUCGAAUUGAAAAACUAGAAGCGAAAUCAAUAAUGUUGGAGGCCAUUUCGAAUGAACUUGACAAUCGGUCAGCAAUACUAGAACAAAAAUCAAUAGAAUUGGAGGAUAGAUCAAAUCAACUAGAUGUUCGUUCAACACUAAUUGAGGAAAGGACAGAAGCACUAGAAAUAAGAUCAAUGGAGUUGGAAGCUAAGUCGAUUCGAUUAGAAAACAUGUCAUCAAAUUUGCAAUUGGAAUUAGACUUUUUAUCCACCAUUUUAGUUGCAUGGGCAAUGGAGCAAGAAAAAAGGACAACGUCACUUGAAACACAAGCGACUAAGUUGAAUACCACAAUGACUCAAUCGAACACUCGUACGACACAGUUGGAAGGCCAAACGAACGAAAUCGCUGCAACGCUAACAUCCACAGUUAAUUCGCUCAAUGAUUUCAAGAAAGUGGCUAUCACAAACAUUCGUUUGGGCCCACUGGAGCGAGCGAUUGCAUGGAAUGACUUCGGCUUCCAAGAUGGUCUAGAUGGAAUAACGUCUGUCGUAAUAACAAGUGUGAUUAACUACAAUGAAGAUGCAUACAUAGAUUACGUGGAACGUAGGAGGAUUGAGAAAUUUGUUAAUGGGCAGUGGACGGGACUGGUAUAAGAAGAACAGAUGAAUCGAUCAGGGACCGUGUUUGUAAGCUAAAAAAUUAAUUCAUAUAAACUAUUUAUAUGAACAUAAUAUUUCAUGCGCAAAAAGUUAAAAGCAAGUCAACGUGUUAUCGCUAAUUCGGCUUAAAUGUCUAAGAUUUCAAUAAAAGAGUUGUUUGUGGUUUUGA
Molecule: messenger RNA, 1093 nt
Organism: Bradysia coprophila
Lineage: Eukaryota; Metazoa; Arthropoda; Insecta; Diptera; Sciaridae
Cellular component (GO): extracellular region
Molecular function (GO): chitin binding
Source: RefSeq, a predicted model, not a curated record